UAUGCCAAUCCAUUGUGCAAAUAUCAGAGUACUGGCUUAGGAAUAUGAGUGGUUCGUUGCCGCUUGAAGGAAAUGAAAACGACAGAAGUGCUGUUGAAGAAUCGGCUACAGAAAACGAGGACUUGACGAAACAGCUCGAUGAACGUACAGCCAAAAUUGCAGUUUAUCUCGGAACACUAGGAAUGUUUUGUGAUGGAUUGGCAAGAACUCUCCCUUUUCCUUUUCUUCCUUGGAUGGUGCAGGAAUUUAAGAUUAAUGGAGAAUUUGUAACGGAAGAUGAAACAGGUUACUACGUCGGCCUCAUUACAACUUUGCAAUUUGUGGGAAUGGCAUUGGGAAGGAAGCUGAUUACUAAAUGA
Molecule: messenger RNA, 359 nt
Organism: Corticium candelabrum
Lineage: Eukaryota; Metazoa; Porifera; Homoscleromorpha; Homosclerophorida; Plakinidae
Exons: 5
Coding region: 45-359 (104 amino acids)
Source: RefSeq, a predicted model, not a curated record